Messenger RNA from Adineta steineri, 1215 nucleotides. NCBI's taxonomy places the organism in Eukaryota, Metazoa, Rotifera, Eurotatoria, Adinetida, Adinetidae. The record is from the annotation of a GenBank genome assembly.
AUGACAUUAAGAAUAUUAAUUUAUGGUGCUAGACAGAUUGUUACAGUGACACAUAAUAAUGGUGAAAAAAUGUUAUGUGGAAAAGAUAUGCAUAAUAUUGGAAUAAUGAAAUCUGAUACAGUUGGUUUAAGUUUAAUGAUUGAAAAUGAAAAUAUUAUAGCAAUUGGAACAGAUGAUGAUAUUGCACGAACAUUUGAAGGAGUAGAAGUAAAUGAGAAAAUUGAUGCAUCUGGUUGUUGCAUUUUACCAGGUUUCGUUGAUGCACAUACACAUCCAAUUUGGGCAGGUGAUCGAGUUCAUGAAUAUGCAAAAAAAUUAGCAGGUGCUACCUAUAUGGAAAUAAUGCGUGAAGGUGGUGGUAUUGGUUUCACAGUUGAACAAACAAGAUUAGCUACCGAUAAAGAUCUUCUUGUUUCUUUAGUUGCUCGAUUGAAACGUAUGCUAUGUGCUGGUACAACUUAUGUUGAGUGUAAAACAGGUUAUGGAUUAGAAUGGCCUGAUGAAUUACGUUUAUUGAAACUUCUUGAACAAGCACGUUCACAUAUACCUAUUGGAAUUUCAAUCACUUAUUGUGGUGCACAUGCCAUACCAAAAAAUAAAACUGCUGAAGAAAUGACAGACGAUAUUGUGAAUAAUCAAAUAAAAGCUUUAAAAAAAUUAAUGGAUAAUAAAGAAUUAAAUGUUAGUGACAUCGAUGUUUUUUGUGAAAAGGGUGUAUAUGAUACAGAACAAAGUCGUCGAAUACUUCUUGCUGGUAAAGAAAUAGGUCUUGAAGCAAAUUUUCAUGGUGAUGAACUUAAUUAUACAGGCUCAGCUGAAAUGGGUGCUGAAAUUGGUGCACGAGCUAUUAGUCAUUUAGAAUGUAUCUCUGAUGAAGGUAUUCAUGCAAUGGCUAAAGCAAAAACAAUUGGUGUUAUUUUACCUCAUACAGGAUAUUUAUUAAGAAUUGAAUUACCACCUGUAAGAAAAAUGAUCGAUGCUGGAGUACCAAUAGCUUUAGGAACAGAUGCAAAUCCAAAUGCUUUCUCAUCAGCUAUGUCAAUAUCAAUGAAUUUAGCUUGUGUUUUAUGUCAUAUGACUUUAGAAGAAGCAUUAGCAGCAGCUACAAUUAAUAGUGCUGCAGCAUUGGGUAUUUCUGAUAAAUAUGGUUCAAUAGAAGUAGGAAAAAAAGCAGAUCUAAUCAUAUGCCGAUGUCCAUCGUACGAUAUUAUUUGA